AUGGUGAAGCUUUUCUCUUUGGUUCUUCUCCUCUUCGUCAUAAUUAUAACUACAGAAGGGACUAAGUCAUCAUACGGGGUAUAUGAAGAGAGCGGCUCCGUAAAACUAUUUGUAUUUGGAGACUCCUAUGCUGAUACAGGAAAUUUCUUAAACGCACCAUCAUAUACGGCACCUUAUGGAAUGACUUUUCCCGGUAAACCUUCGGGAAGAUUCUCCGAUGGCCGCAUCCUCACUGAUUACAUUGCUUCCUUUAUGAAAAUUGAAUCCCCUGCACCAUUUUCAUUGAGAGGUUCCUCAGAAUUAAAAUAUGGUAUGAACUUUGCCUAUGGAGGAACAGGUGUUUUCAAUACUUUGGUUCAUGGACCAAACAUGACCACCCAAAUUGAUAAAUUUGAGGAAUUAAUUCAACAAAACGUCUACACAAAAAUCGAUCUUGAAUCCUCGAUUGCCCUUGUCAGCGUCGCUGGUAACGACUAUUAUAAUUUUUUGCGUGUAAUCGGGAAUAACACUAAGGAUUUAGGGGAGUUAAGUGCAUCACUAAUAAAUCGAUUGUCAUUAAAUCUUAGACGCAUUCAAAGUUUGGGAAUAAAUAAAAUUGCAAUUGAUUUAUUAGAACCUAUAGGGUGUUUGCCUAUAGUAACCCAGUUAUCUUCGUAUGAGAAGUGCAAUGACACUUUGAACAUGGUUGCCAUGAAUCACAAUCAAUUGCUGCUCCAAGCUGUGGAAAAACUCAAGAUGGAAAUGGGAAAAUCGAUUUUCGUCACACUAGACCUCUACACAGCUUUUCUAUCCACAAUUGAAUCAAUGCAGAAAAACCAUGAUGUGAUGAAUCCUUUGCAACCUUGUUGUGUGGGAGGUUUAUUUUGCAGAAGUGUUGUAUGUGAUAAACCAGAGCUUACAUUCUUUUGGGACGGUCUUCAUCCUUCUCAAAAUGGUUGGCAUGCAGUUUACCAGAUGGUGCAGUCUUCUCUCCCCCAAAUAUUUGAAAGAAAAAAUUAA
Messenger RNA from Trifolium pratense (red clover), 999 nucleotides. Its product is annotated as GDSL esterase/lipase At5g03610-like. The transcript is spliced from 5 exons. The record is from RefSeq and is a predicted model, not a curated record. Bases 1 to 999 code for a protein of 332 amino acids. Gene Ontology annotation, molecular function: hydrolase activity, acting on ester bonds. Lineage: Eukaryota; Viridiplantae; Streptophyta; Magnoliopsida; Fabales; Fabaceae.